UCAGCAUGCGCGGGCUCUGCCGCCGCCUCUGCCUGGUGGCCGCCGUGCUGGGGCUGUGCGGGGGCAGCAGGAAUUGCCCCGACCUCAUCGUGGACCGCUGCCUGUGCGCGGCCGAGCGCGCUAAGGGGCCCGGCCGUCCGGCUCUCCGCAUCAAAGUGGUCUGUACGGGCGGCGACUUGGUGGAAACUUUGCAGCCCGCCGUGCUACCCAACCGCACCGUGUCCCUGAUUCUGAGUAAUAACAAGAUCUUGUGGUUGAAGAAUGGUUCUUUCUUUGGACUCAGAUCCCUGGAGAGACUAGAUCUGAAGAAUAAUUUGAUCAGCACAAUUGAGCCAGGGGCCUUCCAUGGACUUUCAGAACUAAAGCGCCUGGAUCUGUCAAAUAACAGAAUUGGUUGUCUAACACCAGAAAUGUUUGUUGGACUUAACAGUCUUCACAAACUCAAUUUGUCAGGGAAUAUUUUUUCAAGUCUCAUGAAUGGACUUUUUUCUGAGCUGCUAGCUCUGAAAGCACUACACUUCAACACUGAUUCGCUCAUUUGUGACUGUAAUCUAAAGUGGGUCUUGCAAUGGGCCAGAAAUACUUCAGUUCGAAUAGCGGAAGAAACAGUUUGUGCUUACCCCAGUGCUUUACAAGGACUGUCAUUUCGUAACCUGAAGGAAAACCAGCUGAUAUGUGCUGGACCUCUGGAACUUCCUCUUUUUGAGCUGAUCCCAUCACAAAGACAAGUGGUUUUUCAUGGAGACCGCUUGCCAUUUCAAUGUACUGCAACGUAUGUUGACAAUACCACCCAAGUACAUUGGUACCAUGCUGGUCGCCUAAUUGAAACAGAUGAAGAGAGUGGUGUAUUUGUGGAGGACAGCAUCAUUCAUGACUGCUGCUUAAUUACACGUGAACUUAUCCUAUCCAGUAUUGAUAUUGAUGCGACUGGAGACUGGGAGUGUCUAGUCAACAAUUCCUAUGGAAAUAGCACUAAACAAGUAGAAAUUGUGGUACUUGAAACAGCUGCACCCUACUGCCCUGCAGAAAGAGUUAUUAACAACAAAGGAGAUUUCAGAUGGCCUAAAACUUUGGCUGGGAUAACUGCUUACCACCCCUGUCUCCAGUAUUCAUUUAACUCCAUUGCCUUUCACAAUGGCGCAGAAGAGUCUAAGGCGUGGCGUAAAUGUAAUAGAACUGGACGUUGGGAUGAAGAAAAUUAUUCGGAAUGUCCUUAUUCACAAGAAAUAACUCAAGUUCUUCAUGCUUUUAGUCAGAUGCACAUCAAUUUGACAACCGUGCUUGAAUUUUCCCGCCAGCUGACAGCCUACACAAGAGGUGCUUCCCACUUUGCAGAUAAAAUGGAUAUAAUAUAUUUGGCUUAUAUAAUGGAAAAGUUAAUUGUCUUCGUGGAUGAAGUUGAAGAUAUUGGGGAUGCUCUUAUUGAAAUUGCCAGCAAUAUCAUGUUGGUUGAUGACCAUGUGUUGUGGAUGGCUCAAAAGGAAGACAAAGCCUGCACCAGGAUUGUACGAUGUGUGGAACACAUUGCAAGUCAAAUACUCACCAGCAAUAUUCAAGUUAUAUCAAAGGUGUCCCGUAAUAUUGCUCUUGAGGCCUUUAUGAUCAAGCCAUCUAGUUUCACAGGAAUGACUUGCACUGCCUUCCAGAAAAUAUCUGCAAAUUCUGACAAGACAGUGGUGCAUGAUUUAGGAAGGUGGGAAGCAAAUCCUGAUCAACAUUUAAAUUUCAAGUGCAACACUGGCAACCUGAAUGGUUCCUUGGUGAAUUCUUCUACCAGAAACGCUGUAGCAGUAGCCUCAGUUCAUUUGCCACAGUCUGUCUUCUCUCAGUCUUCAGCCUGGCAAUCUGUUGAUAACUCCACUUGCAAGCUGCAGUUUAUUGUCUUUCGGAAUGGAAAACUCUUUCCUAGCACGGGAAACUCAUCAAAUUUUGCAGAUGAUGGGAAACGUAGGACGGUUGCCACACCAGCUGUUUUUGCUAAAAUAGAUGGGUGCCGUUUUGGAAACCUCACUAGCCCUAUUACUAUAGGGUUGAGGCACUUUGCACGGGGUAUAGAUCCCAUUGCAGCCUUCUGGGAUUUUGACCUUCUAGAUGGACAUGGAGGCUGGUGGGGAGAAGGGUGCCACAUAAUUAGUUCUGCAGGCAAUAUUACCACCAUUCAGAGUACACACUUCAGUAACUUUGCAGUGCUAAUGGAUUUUAAGACAGUGCUGUCUUUCCCCCAGUACCCAGGGGAGUUUCUGCACCCUGUGGUAUAUGCAUGUACUGCAGUUAUGUUGUUGUGCCUGUUUGCUUCUAUUAUCACCUACAUUGUCCAUCACAGCACAAUCCGGAUAAGUAGAAAAGGGUGGCACAUGCUUCUCAACUUUUGUUUCCAUACUGCCCUAACUUUUGCUGUUUUUGCUGGUGGAAUCAAUCGCAUUAAGUAUCCAAUUAUAUGCCAAGCUGUUGGUAUAGUACUACAUUAUUCUACACUCUCUACUAUGCUAUGGAUUGGAGUAACUGCCAGGAAUAUUUAUAAGCAAGUCACAAAAAACCCUCAGCCGUGCCAAAACAGUGACCAACCUUCUUAUCCAAAGCAACCACUGCUCAGAUUUUACCUGAUUAGUGGCGGAGUUCCUUUUAUUAUAUGUGGGAUAACAGCAGCAACCAAUAUCAACAAUUAUGGGAUUGAAGGCAAUGCACCAUAUUGCUGGAUGGCAUGGGAGCCCAGUCUUGGUGCUUUUUAUGGGCCAGUAGCAUUCAUUGUGCUAAUCACCUGCAUUUACUUUCUCUGCACAUACGUGCAACUGAAGCGCCAUCCUGAACGCAAGUAUGAAUUAAAGGAAAAGACAGAAGACCCGCAGAGAAUUCCAAGUACUGAGGUGGGCCAUGGUCAUAUUACAGACUCUGUGCCUGUUCCCCAGGCAACCUGCUCCAUGAUUUCUUCUUCCUUAUUGGAAAAUGAGCAUUCAUUUAAGGCUCAGCUUCGAGCCGCAGCAUUCACUUUGUUUCUGUUUACUGCCACCUGGACCUUUGGAGCACUUGCAGUAUCUCAAGGUCAUUUCUUGGAUAUGAUAUUUAGCUGUCUUUACGGAGCCUUCUGCGUGACCUUGGGGCUUUUCAUUCUGAUCCAUCACUGUGCAAAGCGAGAUGAUGUCUGGCAUUGCUGGUGGUCCUGUUGCCCAUCUAGAAGGAACACCUAUUCUGUCCAAGUUAAUGUGCGCCCAAAAGUUAAUGUCAAUGGUGACACUCAAGUUCAUGCACCUUGUCUUCAGGAAUCACCAUGUCCCAACAAAUCAGCUGUGUUUAAUCAUCCAGCAGCCAGCCACUGCAAACUUACUAAUCUACAAGCGGUUCAAAAUCAUGUUAACUGCCUUUCACCUGUGACACCAUGUUGUGCAAAAAUGCACUGUGAUCAGCUACUUGAUGAUGAAGCUCACAUUCAUGUCCACAACGAGGGAACCUUCAGACCCAACAUGCACAUUCAUAGAUGCCUGAAAAGCAGAACUAAGCCACGUUAUUUCAGUCGGCAUAGGUCUGCAGGUGAAAGAGAAUACGCCUAUCACAUUCCUUCAAGUCUUGAUGGCAGUAUCCACAGUUCACACACAGACAGUCCCCACAGCACGCAUGAUAGCCAGUCGGGCCACAGGCGGGCCUGCUGCUCUAAAAGCGACCCAUAUCCUACUGUCAACCAGCCUGAAAGUAGCGACGCAAGUACUGUAAUAUAUACUUGUGCUAAAAUGCCAGAAAGUGACACUGUGCACCAUCCAGCUCAUUUUGAAAUGCACCCACGGACACAGUCAUUGCCAUUUAAUACGACGAAUCACAAUGGGAUUCUCAAGGGAAAUGUGCAUGAAGCCAUGAUAUACAGCUCAGAUAGUACAGGAAAUAUCAAAACUGGCCCUUGGAAAAAUGAAACUACUGUGUAGUUCAUGGGCCAUCAUAAUGUGUUUGAGUUUUUUUUUCCUCUAAACCAUUGCUAUCUUUCUUUUUAUGCCAAACUAAAUAGAUGACAUCUUUGUGUAGCUCAUCAGUAAAUUGUACAGCUUUUCCAUCUUUAUUUCCAUAUUUUCAAUGAGAGUCUAAAAGAGAGAGAUAGUGACAGUUUUAAAGUGACGUUAUUUUUAAAAGAAAGUUAUAAAAUUGUUCUGAAAGAUAAUUAGAAAAUGAAGUGUAGACAAUUAUG
This is a messenger RNA of Colius striatus (speckled mousebird), 4168 nucleotides long. Its product is annotated as adhesion G protein-coupled receptor A3. The record is from RefSeq and is a predicted model, not a curated record. The transcript is spliced from 19 exons. Gene Ontology annotation, biological process: G protein-coupled receptor signaling pathway; cell surface receptor signaling pathway. Gene Ontology annotation, molecular function: protein binding; G protein-coupled receptor activity. Gene Ontology annotation, cellular component: glutamatergic synapse; postsynaptic density; plasma membrane. The coding region runs from base 6 to 3911 and encodes 1301 amino acids. NCBI's taxonomy places the organism in Eukaryota, Metazoa, Chordata, Aves, Coliiformes, Coliidae.